GUCAGGGUGUCUCUCCGCACGAGCCCGCGUCCCGCGCCGCUCCGCGCCCCCGCGCCCACAGCCCCGGCGGCGGCACGACGAGCGGCGGCCCGGCGAGCGCGCCGCCCGGCCCGGCCCUCCAGGCUCGCUCCGCAGCCGCCUCUUCCUCGUGCCCGCAGCUGCCCGCGCGGCCUCCCGCACCAUGUCGGUGGCCGGGCUCAAGAAGCAAUUCCACAAAGCCACUCAGAAAGUGAGUGAGAAGGUUGGAGGAGCUGAAGGAACCAAGCUAGAUGAUGACUUCAAAGAGAUGGAGAGGAAAGUAGAUGUCACCAGCAGAGCUGUAAUGGAGAUAAUGACUAAAACAAUUGAAUACCUUCAACCCAAUCCAGCUUCCAGAGCUAAACUCAGCAUGAUCAACACCAUGUCCAAAAUCCGUGGCCAGGAGAAAGGGCCUGGCUACCCUCAGGCAGAAGCACUGCUCGCAGAGGCCAUGCUCAAGUUUGGAAGAGAGCUUGGAGAUGACUGCAACUUUGGCCCAGCACUUGGUGAUGUGGGAGAGGCCAUGCGGGAACUCUCAGAGGUGAAAGACUCUUUGGACAUGGAAGUAAAGCAGAACUUCAUUGACCCCCUUCAGAAUCUUCAUGACAAAGAUCUGAGGGAAAUUCAGCAUCAUCUAAAGAAGUUGGAGGGUCGACGCCUGGACUUUGAUUAUAAGAAGAAACGACAAGGCAAGAUUCCAGAUGAAGAACUUCGUCAAGCUCUGGAGAAAUUUGAUGAGUCUAAAGAAAUUGCUGAGUCAAGCAUGUUCAAUCUCUUGGAGAUGGAUAUUGAACAGGUGAGCCAGCUCUCUGCGCUCGUGCAGGCCCAGCUGGAGUACCACAAGCAGGCGGUCCAGAUCCUGCAGCAAGUCACCGUCAGACUGGAAGAAAGAAUAAGACAAGCGUCAUCUCAACCUAGAAGGGAAUAUCAGCCCAAACCACGAAUGAGCCUGGAGUUUCCAACUGGAGACAGUACCCAGCCCAAUGGGGGCCUCUCUCACACAGGUACCCCCAAACCUGCAGGUGCCCCAAUGGAUCAACCCUGCUGCCGAGCCCUGUACGACUUUGAGCCUGAAAAUGAAGGGGAGUUGGGUUUUAAAGAGGGUGAUAUCAUCACACUCACUAACCAAAUUGAUGAGAACUGGUACGAGGGGAUGCUUCAUGGCCAAUCAGGCUUCUUCCCCAUCAAUUAUGUGGAAAUUCUGGUUGCUCUACCCCAUUAGGAUGUUUUGCUGGCUGGCUCACCUCCUCUUGACCCGGAUAGUUAAGUUUAACCACUGCUUUGGUAAUGCUGCUUACAACACAUCCCAAGUGCAGGCCGCAGUGGUCCAAGUCAUCAAGCCCCACCGAGUAUCUUUGGUUGACUUGUGUGAUCCCACAGAGUCAUGGUGAUGGGUGGUAUCUUCUUAGUCUGGUGGGCAUGGCAUGUGCUUUUUAAAUACCAUCUGAGACCAGCCAGUAGUGCUGUUUACACAGUUCUCAGGAGACUGUGGGUUUUUAGACUAUGACCAUGAGCCACGUCACAGAUAAAACAUUCUACUGAAGAUAUUAUCUAUCACCCAGGGGCCAUGUCAAGGUCUCAGGUUCUCCAUUUAAAUAGGAGAAAGGUCUUGCUUUCACACCGUCCCCUCCCAAGUAUGUGAGUCACAGAAUUGUGAAGAAAGUCUCCCUCACCAGCAAAUUGUCUUCUGGUCUGAAUGAGUUAGUCCCUUGAUGCUAUCAGUAGAAAAGUGUUGAGUGUGGGUGCAAAGCCUUCUCUGAAAACAGUCACUGUUGUGCCCCCCACUUCUGCCUAUUUCUGAGGCACAGUUUUCUUCCCUCCCAGCUAUUAAAGUCACAGGGGGAACACUCAUUUUGUUUCUCAGUAAGAGAGUCAGCAAUCAGCAUAUUGUAGGAAGUGCUGAAAAGAGGAGAGUUUCCAUUAUGAGGAAUUGGGAAGAAAUCUGCUUUCCAAGCUUACAUUUCUUGCUGUACAGAAACAUGUAUUUAGGCCUUUUCCGAAGGUUACAGGGAAGGGGGAACAAAUAUCUUCACUUCAGUUUUGCUUGUGAAUUACAUGUUUCAUGACUCCAUUUGCCACAGAAACACAGGAGAAAGACACUAGAAACCAUUUCCUCACUAGUCCAUAGACCAAGAAACAGUAAAUCUUUCCUUUCUAUGUUCACCUUGUGUUCUUUGAACAUCAUUUGUGCAUAUUCUGCCCUCAAUGAGGACCAAAAAAAGAUGAAUUUUGUGCUUAGCAGUUUAAGAUGUGUGGCUGCAUAUGCAAAACUUUCCCAAUUCAGUCAUUUUUUAAGAAUUUCCAUUCCUUCUAUCUCAUCUUCAUUUUUUGUGUACAGUGCUGUGAGUAAGCUUAUGAGUAUUUCUUUCUUUUGGUAUCAGUCAUUAAAGUCCUGUUAGGUAUCCAGAGUUCUAUUUAUCUAGCUGUACAGAUUCUUUUAGAGGUUUAAUGUGCUGCUUCGGAUGUGCCACCUGCGAUAGUGGAUCAUGUGGAGUGAAAGGCAAAUCUUACUGCUUAAUAUAUAAACUCUUACACGGGAAGCAUUGCUGUUUCCAAUAAAUAUUGCUGAAGACAGAA
Molecule: messenger RNA, 2595 nt
Organism: Talpa occidentalis (Iberian mole)
Lineage: Eukaryota; Metazoa; Chordata; Mammalia; Eulipotyphla; Talpidae
Gene: SH3GL2
Product: SH3 domain containing GRB2 like 2, endophilin A1
Exons: 9
Coding region: 182-1240 (352 amino acids)
Biological process (GO): synaptic vesicle uncoating
Cellular component (GO): glutamatergic synapse; cytoplasm; presynapse
Molecular function (GO): protein binding
Source: RefSeq, a predicted model, not a curated record